Molecule: messenger RNA, 681 nt
Organism: Fusarium redolens
Lineage: Eukaryota; Fungi; Ascomycota; Sordariomycetes; Hypocreales; Nectriaceae
Product: Ribonuclease/ribotoxin
Exons: 1
Coding region: 1-681 (226 amino acids)
Molecular function (GO): RNA binding; RNA nuclease activity
Source: RefSeq, a predicted model, not a curated record
AUGUCUGCUCUUACCUUCGAAGCGCUGAGUCAAUUGGACCAGCUUAACAACCAAAGAGGGCCGCCAUCCCCUCCACCUUCACAAGACAAGUGGGAGAGUGCUUCAGACUGCUCCUACUAUUCACUCUCUGAACUGGUCUUGGACAAGUGGUAUCGCCAAAUCCCAGCAAGCCAAGUAAGGGAACAGGCAAGGCAAAUUCCAGCCAGCCCUGUGUCAAGCCAGUCUAUUUACCCGCGACAAUUUUAUAACAAGGAAGAGCUCGCUCUUCAAUCGUCGGGUCCCUGGAAAGAAUACCCGUUCUGUUUGAACAAGGGUUACGUUUGUGGGUCACCUGGCCCAGUGCGUAUAAUCACCAACUCUUCUGCGCCUGGGGACUUUGAUGUGGUCUACCACCCAGGGAGGUUGGAGAAGUCAGCUUGUCUGGCUAAGUACCGGUCAAAGGGGUAUCAAAAGGGUGCUGUACCAAAGCCCCUCCCCUCGAGCGAGCCAAGCAGUCCAUCAACUUCAAGUUCAAGUGUUGGCAGUCCUUCACUGCAGUACAAUCCUUACAUCGCCGCGCAUCUUGCGCAAUACCAGCAAGCAAUGACGGCAAGCUACUUCAUGCAAAGUAUAGCGAUGCCUUAUGCUUUUCCUUCGCCAGCGCUUGCUUACUCUUACUUUCCGACCUAUGGCCAGUAUUGA